AUGUCAUCAGGCAGAAGGAUCCUUUCCUGGCUGCAAUUUGAUAUUCGUCUGUGUGCCGUUCGCCUGGUAAAGUCCUUGAAGGAGUCUCACAAGGGGAAAGUUGAUCGAUUUCUUUUUGUCGUGCGUUCUUACGCCCCAACUGACCGUAGCUCUGACACCAUCAAAGACAAGUUUUACGACGGCCUGAAUGCCCUGUUGCGGCGAGCUAAAAGCUCAGGCAUCGUGGUGGUUGUCAGAUGUCUGAAUGCACAAGUGGGCAGGCUUAGCUCAUCUGAGACACAGUUGAGUGGUCGACGUGGGCUGGACUCGAUGCUAUCUGUUGUCAACUCAACGAAAGACACAUGGCAAGAGCUGGGAUUCGGUGACCUCCAGAAAUCGUUAGAAUCUACCGUCUUGGAGCUAGCUUCCAAUCGCGAGAAAGGAGAUGUUGCAAGAGCCAACUUGGUUCAACUUACACGGGAAUUCCGCAAAAGUGCUUCCGAAGAAAGCAAGAAAGCGGUUCUUGCAUUGCUCAAAAGCUUCCAAGCGGAAGUUGAUGCCUCACGGAAACGCUGUGCUUACGCAGAAGACGCCUACAUUUCUGUGUACAAAAGGCUCAUUGACCUUCCAGGUAUGCACUUUCUGAAGUUCAUUCACAUCGGAAAAGAUCCCACAUUGGCUCUUACAGAGGUUCAAAACCUUCAGAAAAAGGCCAGUAGAUCAACUGACACAGAGUGCGAGAAUCGAAAAUUACGAGAGAUAAACGAACAGCUACGUACCGAAGUGUCUGCACUAAGACACCAUGAAACCGAGGCAGCUCGCCUGCAAAAGCUCUUGGAUGAUUUGAACAGCAACAUGGAAUCCGAGCUAAAAUCAAGGAAAGCAUCUCUGGAAGAAAGUUUCAAGAAAACGGUUUUGGAGAGAGAACAAGAACUGAUGGUUUUGCGAGCCGAAAUGGAGGAGAAACAUAAAAUAAUGGAAGAGAAAACUGUGGGACUGACUAAAGCCCUUGAAAUGACGCAGUCGGAACUGUUCACACUGAAGGUACAGGCGGAUACAUCAGAGAGUGGGAAGACCUCAGAACUCGAAAUUCUCACGGAUGAACUUGACAAGGCCCGCGAACGAAUUCGUGAAUUGGAAGGCAGUCUGCCACCUUCGUUCACAGGCCGUUCUGACAAUGAAAAUAUCACCAGCCAAGUUUUGACCCUGACAUCACGCGUUGAGGAUCUCGAAUCGGAUUUGAGUCAGAAAGAAACUGAAAUCUCACUAUAUGCUUCAAAGUUGUCCGUACUGCGACAAGAAAAGGAGGAAGUUCAGUCGACACUCCAAGGUAAGGUUGAGGAACUACAAACAUGGAUCACCAACUUGGAAACACAGUUAUCGGAAGCUCGGUUGCGAUUGCAAUCCCAGUCGGAUUAUGAAGAAGUGUGCCGCGAGCUUGCCUUUCUUCGCUCAAUCGAAUUUUCUAAUGAGAACUUAGUUUCGGAAAGGGGUGAGCCAGAGGGAACCGCUCAUUUUGAUUCGAACGACCCUGCAGCGUCAGCUCCUGUUUUGAAACCUCCUUUGGAAGUGCUGUUGAUGAACAAGAAUCGUGCCUUACAAAACCAGAUAGCUGAACUUAGUGCUACAACUGAUCAACUGAGAGCCGAGCUACACCGUCUUCAGAUGUUUGAAGUUGAGUCCCGACAGCAGGCACAGGAACAACGGGAGCUCAUUGCGGUUUUGGAGUCUGAUUUAUAUCGGCUCCAGGAAGCCUAUGACGAGGCUCAACGGCUCAACAUGUUCGGGCAAACCGGUACUCCCAGUCAAGACCAAUUGCACACCACGAGCCACGCGGCCUGCAGAGAAGGUCAAAUAUUAGCUGAAGCAAUUGGUGAAGAACAACCCAACCAAACCACAGUGCCACGUGUUGACCCCUCAUUACUCCAAAUUGUGGUACACCAGCGUGAUCGUUUCCGAGCACGGACUGAGGAAUUGGAACAGAGCGAGUCAAACCAUAAGCAGCAGAUAAUCCUCCUGCAACGCGAAGUCGAAUCAGUUCGAGCGGAUAACGUCAAAUUGUACGGUAAAAUCCGCUUCCUCCAGUCGUAUUCCAGUCCGCGACAUAAUCCACCUGUUCCGGAAUCCACCAAAUCGACAUCAGUCGCCAUUCCAUUGAAUCAGGACUCCGUUGUUGAGAAAUAUUCCCAGGCAUACGAGGCCGAUUUGGAUCCGUUCAGCCAAUUCCAUCGUCAAGAACGUCAGCGGCACUAUCGAGAUUUGCGACCGCAUGAUAAAUUGAUGUUGAAAAUAUUUCGGCUGGUUGUUGGCAAUCGAACUGCUAGACUUGGUGCUUUUGUCUACGCCUUGAUCCUGCAUCUACUGGUCUUUCUGGCGCUGUACAAGGCCGCACAUUUUCAAACAACUGCGAACGAAGCAGAAGCUAAUUGUCUUCAACGGUACGCGGAGCACAUGCGAUUGGUCCACAAAGAAGGGGCGCCAAACGGAUACCUAUAACGUAGUCGCUGCAUCCGUUGAACCAUCUGUGAUUUCCAACUCAUUUGAAUUCGAUCAUGGUUUAACCUCUCCCCAAUUUUCGUCCCUUCUGACCGACAGUCAACUUCUUGCUGUGUGAUAAGUGCUUUCAACUGUUUGAGAGAUUGUUUU
Opisthorchis viverrini is the source of this 2625-nucleotide messenger RNA. RefSeq lists its product as hypothetical. NCBI's taxonomy places the organism in Eukaryota, Metazoa, Platyhelminthes, Trematoda, Opisthorchiida, Opisthorchiidae. The record is from RefSeq and is a predicted model, not a curated record. Gene Ontology annotation, biological process: intra-Golgi vesicle-mediated transport. The transcript is spliced from 14 exons. Gene Ontology annotation, cellular component: Golgi membrane. Bases 1 to 2475 code for a protein of 824 amino acids.